AUGUCACGUAAAUCCAUUAUCAAAAAUUCACUGAGUGGAUCAGUGCCUACAUUGAAUGAAUCUGAUGCUGACAUAAAGGAGAUGAUAUUUCUCAAAUGUCGUGCAAAAUUAUUACUUCAGAAGAAAUUAAAAUCUAAUAAAUCAUUUAAUCAAUCUGAUAUAGAGAAGUUGAUUAUAAAAAUGCGCAACACUCAACCACAAGAACGUAUGAUCUAUGCUACUGAAAGUGGGUUACGUAUGAAAGCUUAUAAAAAGUUAACAAAUAAUUAUGAUCGUAUACUUUUAUCAUAUCGACAAAUUGAAGCUAUCUUUUUAGUACAAGACUUAAAAAAUGUGCUCAUAUUGGGCAUAAACGGUGCAAAUGGACAGAAACGUGCUUAUGAAUGUUUACAAGUUACGGAUAAUGAUGAUUUUAUUAAAUUACGUACACUACUAUUGAAAGCAUGCAAUGAUGAUGAUCGAAAGUUGGUUGGCGUGCGUCCACUCGGUACGCUGUCCAUGAUCUCAUUAGACAAUGCCUCAUCUAGACGUGGAUCACUUGGUUCCAUUAUUUGGACACAACAGGAUGAUUUUAGUGAAGGUGAUAACCAACAAGAGAAUGAUCCUCUUCAACGAGAUUUAGCAGAGAAUAGAAACGAUGUGCACAGAACUAUGACAUCGUAUGGAAGUACUGGCUCAGUACCGAAUAUUUCUUCAAGUAGUCCAUUUAAUGAAGAACCUGAGAAUCACAUGAACACUAAUAAUGAGUCAUCUGAUACAGAUGAUAAUGACAUUGUAGAUUACCAUAAUGGCUCAAUUGGGGAUGCUCUGAACGAAAUUGAUAGUCGUCAAAUGUAUAACUCGAAAGAACCUUUGAUAACGCCAAUAUUCUAUGGAAAUGAAGAUGCACCAAUGUUAUACUAUAAAUCCACUGGUCCGAAUACAUCGUUGGAUGAUAGUGAUGAAUUGACGGAUUUAUAUCCACCAUGCGAUUGGCCAGCUGGUGUCACCUUUAUUCAUCCUGAUCCUGUGUGUGGUGUUAAAGUCUCACACCUUGGUUCUGUUUUUCUAUAUUGUGAAAGGGUAGUCAAUUAG
Molecule: messenger RNA, 1074 nt
Organism: Heterobilharzia americana
Lineage: Eukaryota; Metazoa; Platyhelminthes; Trematoda; Strigeidida; Schistosomatidae
Source: the annotation of a GenBank genome assembly